GUUUGAUCCUGCUCUUCUACCUGGUCUUCUACCUGUUCCUGGCUGGGAUGUUCGUCCUCACCAUGUACAUCAUGCUGCUGACCCUCGACGACUAUAAACCCACCUGGCAGGACCGCCUGGCCACUCCAGGGAUGAUGAUUCGUCCUAAAGGCGAUCAGCUGGAGAUCACUUUCUCAGUGUCAGAGACUGAAAGCUGGGACGGUUUAAUCCAGAACCUCAACACGUUCCUCUCUCCGUACAACGACAGCUAUCAGGUUCAGACCAAUGAUAACUGCCCUCCGGAUCAAUACUUCAUUCAAGAAGACAGUGCAGAGGUAAGGAACAACCCGAAGCGUUCCUGUCAGUUUAAUCGGACAAUGUUGGAGGAGUGUUCUGGAAUUUCUGAUCGUUUCUACGGUUACAGCAGCGGUCAGCCCUGCAUCCUCAUCAAACUGAACCGGGUUAUUGGUAUGUUGCCAGGGAAGGACGGUCAGUCUCCUUAUGUCACCUGUGGAGCCAAGAGGGAGGACAGUGACAGUAUGGGACAGCUUGCGUACUAUCCUCCUAAUGGAACCUUCAACCUCAUGUACUACCCGUACUACGGCAAGAAAGCUCAGGUGAACUACACUCAGCCGCUGGUGGCCGUGAAGUUCCUGAACGCCUCUAUGAACACGGACAUCAACGUGGAGUGUAAAAUCAACUCCAACACUCUGAUCGAAGGCACCGAGCGGGACAAGUUCGCCGGACGGGUUUCCUUCAAACUACGGAUCAACAGCAAAUAGACACACACACACACACACACACACACACACACACACACACACACACACACACACACACACACACACACACAGGUCAAAGCUGCACUCAUCAUUAUGUCCUCAAACACACACCACGUGUCGUUUCCCCGCUCAGCUCCAUGAUGUGUUCACUGACAGUCCGAAUUAUGAUUUAUCUGUAUUCACAGUCUGUUUGUCCCUGUCGUCGUGGUAACACUGAUGCGUUUCGUUUUUCUUCCUCUGAUUUGUUUGUUUGUGCGACGACCUCGAUGCAGCUUCACUCAAAACACACUGACCCUGAAACCGACCAAUCAAAUCACAUGCUGUGAUGUCACUGCCAAGUACGAACACCUCGGUCACAUCAACGAGCACAAGACCAAACGACUGACGUGUUUAUGUGUUGUUUAUUUAUUUAUUCAUUGUUUAUUUAUUUUGAUUAUUGAUGAAAAAAACGUUUCAUUCACAUCCAUAUCAUAAAUGUUUACAAUCACUCUGACUCCUGAUUGGUCUCUUUUUCACUCAGUAAGAAGGCUUCUGAUUGGUUGUCCAGUUUAACAAAUUCAAAACAAGCUGUGGACAAAGAACCGGUUUGAUCUGGUUUAAUCCGGUUUGAUCUGGUUUUGUAUACCAGCCAUAUGAAAGCUUUUUGUCCAAUCAGAUGUGAGCUUUAGUAACCAUGGACACAGCUCUGGUGUGUGAUGUCACAGCUUUUGUUAUUUCUUGUUUUUGUGAUUUUAUAAUUAGAUUAGAUAAUUAGUGAAAGAUGUAAUGACUUAGUGAGUUUAGUUAACGAGGGAGUUAACGAGUUAGUUUGAGUUAGUUCACUAAUUAGUUAACGAGUUAGUUUAUGAGUUAGUUAACGAGGUAGUUAUUAAUGAGUUAGUUUUUGUUAACAGGUUAAGUUAACAGGUUAAGAAGACUUUAGUCCUUACAUGUUUGUUUUUGUUGACUGUUUUUGUUUAUGUAUUUUUGCUUUGUUUACAAAUGUCAUUGUGGGGCUCAGCAUGACAAUAAUUACCAUGGCAACAAAGUCAAGUGACACACACACACACACACACACACACCCCUGUAAACCACUCUUAACGUGCCACGUGGAAAUGCCCCUCCUCACCUGUACUGCUCUCCACCAAUUGUCUUCCUUUGAAGAGUGACCAGCCAAUCAGGCGGUCCUGCUGUAUGAUGUCAUGAUACUUGUUUGUGAUUGGUUGAUUUCUCCUGCCUGAAAAUGUCCCUGUGUUUAAGAAACAAUAAAAAACUAAAAACAAA
Labrus bergylta (ballan wrasse) is the source of this 2024-nucleotide messenger RNA. The record is from RefSeq and is a predicted model, not a curated record. Lineage: Eukaryota; Metazoa; Chordata; Actinopteri; Labriformes; Labridae.